GAGAGAGAGCGAGAGUGAGGGAGAGUGUGUAGGGGGUAAACGCAGGCGCAUUGAGGCAGAGAGGAUAAUAUUACAGACUGAUCCAGAUCCUUUCUGACUUCAGGCAGAGAAGCAGAAAACAUUUCAGAGCAAAUCCCUGGAAAACACGGGGAAAUCCAUGCUCCUACCUAACGGAAAUAUGAGAACGAAACCUUUAUCUACUUGGCACUACAAACUUAAAAUCUAUUUAUUUAUCUAGGUAUCAACCAAGGGGGUUUAUCCAUUCCUCCAAAGGUUUUACAGGCAUUGAAAAGUAGUCUUUUUUUUAACUAGGUAUUUCAGAAUGAAAACUUUAUCAACAGCAAAUUCUACUUGUUAAAUUUGUUGUACUCUGUGAUUGAGAAAAAAACAAUAUAUUGGGGAUUGAGAAACAAGAAUUGGGGAUUGGAUCAUUAAAGAAGACAAAAUUAUAAGCUGAUUGUGUUCAACAAUCCCACAAAAUAAGAACAGACGCAGAAGAAGAGAUCUGAGAUGGCUGCAGGAGGAAUCACAACCUUUCCUACAGUACCUGAUGAUGGAGGCAGUAGUCCCUUCUCUCCAGGAACAUUUAAAGAGCCCAAAAGACUUUACUGUAAAAACGGAGGAUAUUUCUUGAGGAUAAACCCUGAUGGAAGAGUGGAUGGAAUCAGGGAGAAGAAUGACCCUUGCAUAAAGCUGCAACUCCAGGCAGAAUCGAUUGGAGUAGUUUCAAUCAAAGGGAUCAGUGCAAACCGUUAUCUUGCGAUGAAUGAAGAUGGACGGUUAUUUGGCACAAAAUGUACAACGGAUGAAUGCUUCUUCUUUGAAAGACUAGAGUCCAACAAUUACAACACUUACCGAUCUCAGAAAUACCCGGAUUGGUAUGUAGCAUUGAAGCGGACUGGGCAGUUCAAGUCAGGAUCAAAAACAGGACCUGGGCAGAAAGCCAUUCUUUUUCUUCCAAUGUCAGUAAAGAGUUGAUUUGGCUUUGAUGUUGCACCCACUCAA
Molecule: messenger RNA, 1005 nt
Organism: Acipenser ruthenus (sterlet)
Lineage: Eukaryota; Metazoa; Chordata; Actinopteri; Acipenseriformes; Acipenseridae
Gene: fgf2
Product: fibroblast growth factor 2
Exons: 3
Coding region: 511-978 (155 amino acids)
Biological process (GO): positive regulation of gene expression; positive regulation of cell population proliferation; positive regulation of protein phosphorylation
Cellular component (GO): cytoplasm
Molecular function (GO): fibroblast growth factor receptor binding; growth factor activity
Source: RefSeq, a predicted model, not a curated record